Chara braunii is the source of this 861-nucleotide messenger RNA. NCBI's taxonomy places the organism in Eukaryota, Viridiplantae, Streptophyta, Charophyceae, Charales, Characeae. The record is from the annotation of a GenBank genome assembly.
CUCGAUAAGGUGUAUAACAAGUAUCUGGCGGACACAGAGAAAUAAUCUAGGCUAAAGGAGGAGGAGGAGAGAGCUAGGAUGAUCAAAGAAGAGGAACAGAGGAAGGAGGAGUGGAGGAAGGAGCGUGAGAGGUUGGAAUCAGAAAUGGCGGCAAGGAUCGAUAAAAGAAUGGAGGCGGUGUGCCAGUCGGUCAAGGUCAACCGAAAGACCGAGGGGGAAUGUAGCACGAAGGGCGAGGACGAGAUUACCAGGCUAAAGCGGAAGAACGAAGAGCUUAAGCGGGCGCUGCGGGGGGAUUCAGAUGAUGGGAAGUUAAGAAGCAGGAGUUGGGCUGGGCUUAAGAAACAGUUGGAGGAUCUUCGUAUCGAGGUGCGUCAAUGGAAGGAUGAGGCGCUACGGCCAGGGAACAAGCGAGGCAGUAUUGCGAUGCCUACUCCGGAUACCAAUGUGCGUGCGUUACCUAGGCCGCGUCGAACGGGCGAUAAGGAGCAAGAAAACUGGAGAUCGGAAUAUAGGAAGCUGCAAAGCCUGCGCAGGGCGGAUUUCGUGGAGGUAGAAGCACUUAAGAAAAAGAAGGCGCAAGCUGAGAUGGAGGUCAUCAAUCUGCAGAAGCAGAUGAGUGAGCUGAAUGCUAACGAAGCGGGAAGGGACAAGAUGUCGGGAGGGACGAAUCUGAAGGAGUGAUUGGAGGUUGUGGCGCUUGGGACGGCCCGAAAAGGGAAGAAGGCCACUCUGAAUCGGGAACGUCGUCAGAAAGGGCCCAAGCAUGGAUGUAACGAUUGAGCUGCGUUUGUUGAGGAGCAAACCAAGUUUCUGAAGAUGCUGAGAAAGUCUGCGUUGGAACAAAUUUGCAAGGAGGCG